UGCACAUUCAUCAUCAACCUGUUCCUGAACAAGGACAACCACAUCAACGUCCACCCCGCACUCUUCUCGUGUUGUCCUAACUCCUAAGGUCUCUCUCUCUCUCUCUCUCUCUCUCUCUCUCUGGUCUGUACUGUACACCCAGAAACAAUAACAAGACUCAAACAUCAUCGUGCAUGUACUUUCAUUUCUGGUUCAUUUAUAAAGAUAGGAAAUUUCUGUCACGGUGAUUAGAUCUUCAUAUGAAAUGACCAACCCAUAAUUUUUGGACUCUCCAAGAUUUGUUUUCUUUGCUUUUUUAUUUCUGGGUUUUUGGAAUUUGGUUGAUCACAAAGUUGGUGGCGUUUCUUUGCGCGCCGAAAUUCAUUGAGAAUUUUGGAAAACUGGCGUAAUGGAUGACGUUGAUUCGAGCACGAGGAGAUGGGAGGAUCUGGACACGGAUAUUUUGGUGAAGAUUUUUCAGUUGCUUGACCUAUUCGAGUUAACUUCUGGCAUUGCUCAUGUUUGUAGUGCAUGGCGCGUGGCUUGUUGUGAUCCACUUCUUUGGAAGACACUUGAUUUGUCAAUGUUAAGAUCUAAUUUCAUCAAGAUUCCAUUAGAGCCAUUUGUUUACGUGGAUCAACGAUCUGAUAAGAAAUUGACCCGUUUAUUAAAGAUUUCCUUGAAUCUCAGCAAGCAGAGUAUAUUGACGCUGAUCUUCCAUUUCAACUUGUACGUAAGUGAUGAUCAGUUGACAUACACUGCUGAAAGAUGCCCACAACUGAAACGACUAGUUCUGCCGGCUUGGAACAGAAUUAAGAGAACAGGAAUGUGCAAGGCCAUCCGUUGCUGGAAAGAGCUGGAGUCUCUGACAAUGCCUAGUAUAGCAAACCCGCCAUAUUUUCUAGAGGAAAUUGCAACACACUGCAAGAACUUCAGAGAACUCAAGAUUAUGGGGCCAUGUGACAUGUUCUUUGCUUCAACUCUGGCUACAUUUGUUCCACAAUUGAGAGUCUUGAGCAUUCGUUGCACAGCGCUAUACAGGGAUGCUCUCAUUCUCAUCCUAGACAGCUUAGAACAUUUAGAAGUGCUCAACAUAUCACAUUGCAUUCUAAUUGAAGGCCAUCCAGGCCCUCCUUCUCAAUAUAAAAAGGUUAUCAAAAAAAUUGAUCCCAUUAUUCGCCAGAAGGCUUCUCGGUUGCGUGAAUUUAUCACAUGCAUGGAAGACUUGUGCAUCAUGUGCCAACGAACAAGAACUGAUGAAGGGAUAGUUAGGUGGUACAAGUACGAGGAAUGGUUUUGGAAAGAAGAUGAGGUGAAGGCUCUUGCACUUUAAGCAGACGAUAACAGCGAUCUGGUAUGAUCUGGUUGUUGAAUUGAACAUUUGCAGUUGUUAAGUUGUUCUCCUUUAAUUGUAGAUCCAAAUAACAAAUUUGAAUAUUUUCAAAUUGAUGUUGUUGUGCCUUUUAGUAGUUAAAUCGUGAAACUGUGUAUAAGAAUAAUUUCUAUUUUGUGCUCUGAAUUUAGUUGGUUUCAUUUUGAAGACGUUUGUUUGCUAUUGCCGAAACUUUACCAGAACAGUUUUGAAUCAAACAAGUAUUUACAAUA
Trifolium pratense (red clover) is the source of this 1584-nucleotide messenger RNA. Its product is annotated as F-box/LRR-repeat protein At3g48880-like. The transcript has 3 exons. Bases 389 to 1312 code for a protein of 307 amino acids. Lineage: Eukaryota; Viridiplantae; Streptophyta; Magnoliopsida; Fabales; Fabaceae. The record is from RefSeq and is a predicted model, not a curated record. Gene Ontology annotation, molecular function: protein binding.